AUGGCAUUCCAAUUGAUUGGACUGAUAUACUUUGGCAAUGGACAAGGCGAACUACAUCAUAUCCAAGUGAUAUUGGAGAUGGUGUUGUUGGGAUUACAUUCAGUUCUAAUGUUGGCAUCACUAAUCCUAAUGAUAUGGACCAAGCGAUACCAACCAAACAAAGUCAGUCUAUUAGUAUUCACAAUCAUAUUUAUACAUUGCCUAUCCAAGGUCAUAUCAGAUUCAUCAUUAUUAUACUUGUUAACAGUUAAUAUCAAUUCGGUGCCGCCAUCAAUCAUGUUCGAAGCGCUCGAACUGUGCGCGAUCGUCACCUAUUACUGCAUGUACACGAUCGUGCUGUUUAGUUGGGUGGAGGUGGUGUUCCGCGUGGAGAACAUGGGACACGGCCAGGACCGCGUUCGACUCUGGCGCAAUGUGUUCUGUGUGUUCAACGCAGUCUGGAUCCUGGCCAUAUCGAUCAUCAGCGAGGUCCUGUUCGAAGUGGACCUGAACGUGGCGAUCAAGGUGUUUGACAUUGGCAUGGUGGUCGUGGCGGCCUUCUCCUUCUGUCUCUCGGUGGCCUUUGUCGUCUACUGGAUCAAGCUGCAUCGCAUGGUCACGACGAUACAGAUCCGCUCGACAGAGAAGCGCGACCGCUUCCUCUUCAAGGUCGGCGUGCUGACCGUCGUGUUCAUUCUGUGUCUGGACGCCAAGAUCGCGCACUACUUGAUCGAUGUCAAACAGCCCUUCUCAUCGACGCUCUGGGAGCUGUAUGGAUUGAACUACCUGCCCGAGGUGCUGGCAGUCAUGGUGGCACUGGCCUUCUUUGGCUCCAACAUCAAGCUCAACGAGUUUAACAACAACAACACAAUCAACGACGGCACUCGAGGCUCAUACUCUGCGACUGAGCGUGCCAACAUUCGUCGACGAGAAGAGAAGCAAGGUCUGCUCUCAUCAUUCAGAGAUGAAGACUACUCAAUGAGUGGUACUGCCAGUUACAUA
Molecule: messenger RNA, 981 nt
Organism: Acytostelium subglobosum LB1
Lineage: Eukaryota; Evosea; Eumycetozoa; Acytosteliales; Acytosteliaceae
Exons: 2
Source: RefSeq, a predicted model, not a curated record